AUGGCUCUUUUAUAUAAUGAAGGAUGCGAAAAUUUUGAAGAAGACUCUGCGAUAUGCCGUAUGAGUAUAUGUUCUAUAAAACAAAAUAAAUUUGAAAAAUCAUAUUGUAGUCUGGAUAAGAAAUUAGUUAAAUUAUAUCGUCCCUUAAAUAAUGUUUCAAAUGAUAUUUCAAGAAAUAUAUUUAAAUAUGAACGUUAUGGACCAUAUAGAUAUUCUAGGAUAAUUACUUGCAAGAUGCUUUUAUCUAGACAGACAUUUUAA
Plasmodium gallinaceum is the source of this 261-nucleotide messenger RNA. RefSeq names its product fam-e protein, fragment. The record is from RefSeq and is a predicted model, not a curated record. Bases 1 to 261 code for a protein of 86 amino acids. The transcript has a single exon. NCBI's taxonomy places the organism in Eukaryota, Apicomplexa, Aconoidasida, Haemosporida, Plasmodiidae.